UAGAAAUAUGGACCACAAUUUCAUUGCUUGUAGUAUGAUGAGCCAUACUUAUAGUAGGUGUAUAAGUAAUAGUUGAGUGUUACAAAGUCUCUUCCAUUCCAGCUGAAAACUACUUAUAUAUCUAUGUAUCUGCAAAUAUAGGUGCAGAUACAAUGUGUAGCAGUAAAAACAUACCUGAGUCUGGAUGGACAAGGUAUUUGGACAAAUCAUCUACUUAUAAAAGUACCACCCACUUUGAUAGUGUGUCUACAAGUUUUAAGAAGGCAUUAGGCAAUGCAGUAAAUACAGACGAGGAAUCCUCAAUGAUCUCAGAUGCUUCAUCUGGUCCCCAGCAGCUGCCUUUGCCUGAUAAAGAACAAGAACAGCAAGCGUCUGCAUCAUAUCCAACAAGAAUAAGAUAUUUACAUGGUAGACAAAGGGAUUUGGAUCAUGUUUCAUCUUGUUCCUUUACAGAUGGGAAUCCUAGAAAAUGUAAGCUCAGAAGGGUUGAAUAUAGGGAGGAGGCUGAGAUUUGUUCUUCUCUUCAAGACACUGCAAGCUCUUCUGUCCAGAGCUCAGAGGCUUUUGAAAGGUGAAGUCAAUGGUAGGGAAUAUCUUGUGGAUCUUGAGCCAUGUUUUGAUAGAGUUUGAGAGUGAAUGGAGCAUACCACAAGAAGAUAGCGUGUAAUACAUUGUAAAGUUAGAAGCAAAAAACUGCAAUCAGAGAAUAGGCUUGGCUUCUCUCUCUCCUCAUUGGAUGUUGAGAGUAUUGUGUAAGCUAAAGAAGUGCCAAAUGUAUGAUUGAAAAGGACCAUCCAGCAGUCUUUCUAAAUGGUGGUUUAUAUU
Molecule: messenger RNA, 825 nt
Organism: Cryptomeria japonica (Japanese cedar)
Lineage: Eukaryota; Viridiplantae; Streptophyta; Pinopsida; Cupressales; Cupressaceae
Exons: 3
Coding region: 406-630 (74 amino acids)
Source: RefSeq, a predicted model, not a curated record